Vicia faba (fava bean) is the source of this 1548-nucleotide messenger RNA. The record is from the annotation of a GenBank genome assembly. NCBI's taxonomy places the organism in Eukaryota, Viridiplantae, Streptophyta, Magnoliopsida, Fabales, Fabaceae.
AUGGAACAAGAUGGUUAUGGCAAAGCCAUCCGCCUCACACAUGUUCUGGCUGCCUCCUUUGCCGGCUUGAUUGCGGCUGCCGCCGCCUCGCGUUACCGGAAGCAAGUGUCAACAGUGGUUGUAGACGAUAAGAUCAUUCCCAAAGUGGAUAGAUCAGAAUCAGGACGUACUCAAAAGAUAGAAAAAUUCUCACACUAUGUUGCUAGGCAAAUGGGAUUUGAAGAUGCUACUGAGGUCCCAGAGUUAUGCAUACUUGCCCAACAAUAUCUACAAAAAUCCAAAGACUGUGACCAAAGCAUAUUUGAAUAUCUUGCCAAUGAAAAGGACUCUGAAUCCCUCUAUGUCAAAUUGGUUGAUGAGUUUGAGAGAUGCAUUCUCAGUUAUUUUGCAUUUCACUGGAAACAAGCUCCAUUUGUUAUUAGUCAGGCAUUGAAUAAUCAGUCUCAGCACAAAACAAAACUGCAAGAAAUUCUAUUGGCAGCUACAAGGAAGCAAAGAUUUGAGAGAGUAACCAGAAACCUGAAGUUGACAAGAGUGUUCUCUACUCUGGUAGCAGAGAUGCGAGUAAUCGAUGACGGAGGUAAGGGAGUCAUGGUCCCCAUAGAGCUCAGCCAAAGGAGUCCAGUGCUACUGUUCAUGGGAGGUGGCAUGGGGGCCGGAAAGAGUACCGUUCUUAAAGACAUUCUUAAAGAAUCAUUUUGGUUAGGAGCAUCUUCAAAGGCUGUGGUUGUUGAGGCAGAUGCUUUUAAGGAGAGAGAUCUCAUAUAUAAAACCCUUAACUCUAGGGGUCACCAUGAUGACAUGCUUCAAACUUCUGAACUGGUACAUCAAUCUUCAAUUGAUGCUGCUUCGUCCCUACUAGUGGCGGCUUUAAACAAAGGUCGAGACGUGAUCAUGGACGGUACCUUAUCAUGGGAGCCUUUUGUGGAGCAGACUAUUGCUAUGGCAAGAAAUGUUCACAAAUGUAAGUACAGAAUGGGGGUAGGAUAUAAAGUAGCAGAGGAUGGAACAAUUACUGAAAAUUACUGGGAGGAAGUGAAUGAGACCGAAGAGCAAGCGGAAAAUUCUAAAGCGGAACAACACAGUCAUAAGCCUUACAGAAUUGAGCUAGUUGGUGUGGUUUGUGAUGGCUAUCUCGCAGUUAUUAGAGGCAUUAGGAGAGCUAUUAUGACAAGGAGGGCAGUGAGGGUAAAUUCACAAUUGAAAUCUCAUAAAAGAUUUGCUAAGGCAUUUCCAAAAUAUUGCAAACUUGUAGAUAAUGCAAGGUUGUUUUGCACAAAUGGUGUUGGUGUUCCACCAAAGCUUAUUGGGUGGAAAGAUGGUGAUCACAAUCUACUAGUGGAUCCUGAAGAUAUCAAAAGCCUGAAUAAUGUAGCGAAUUUGAAUCCUGAAGCUGAUUCCAUUUGUGAACUUCACAUGGAACCCAGUCCAUUAAUGGAACCUGGUUCUGUUUGGAAUGAUUUUGUUCUGUCACCUUCAAGGUCUAGUGUUCAGAAAGAGCUAAGGAAAUCCAUUCAUAAAAUUGAGAAGUUAGUCAGAAAAACAUGA